Molecule: messenger RNA, 1179 nt
Organism: Triticum aestivum (bread wheat)
Lineage: Eukaryota; Viridiplantae; Streptophyta; Magnoliopsida; Poales; Poaceae
Exons: 3
Coding region: 7-1032 (341 amino acids)
Biological process (GO): regulation of DNA-templated transcription
Molecular function (GO): double-stranded DNA binding
Source: RefSeq, a predicted model, not a curated record
UGGGUGAUGCGUCUACCUACGCUGCUUGCUGUCAGUCAAAAGAGAGACACCUGCAGCUGCAAAACAAAACGAAGCCUGUGGUGUGUUUCGUUUGUGGUGGCUCUUGCGAGGCCUCGCGAUCGCGAGUGGCUGGCUGGAACCGAACCGGCUCCCAAGGGCCAUCUCCCUCCCUCUCCGGCUUCCCCACCCACCCACCUCUGCCGAGACCCGAGAGGAGAGAGUCAGACCGGCCGAGGAGCCAGCCACGCCACGCCACAGGGAAGACAAGAGAAGCAGAAGCAGAGGUGUGGGGAGGAGAGCCACAGGGAAGAAGAGAAGCCAGGAGCGGCGGCCGCCCUCGCCCUGCCCCAUGCGAUGUUGGCCAGGUCGCCGGCGCUGCCCUCCCCCUUCCUGACGGCCACUGAAACUGCCGCCGCUUCCUCGGCCUUCUUCCAACCCUGCCAUCUCUCGACAUCUCCAAGUGUCACCUUUUCCAAGAAGACGCAUGGAACAAGAUUAACUGUCCAGCCAAACGCUCGGCAUGGAAACACUAAAGCUGCAAGUAGGAUUCAAGGAAAAUGGCGAACACUGUCAUCUGACCCAGCUCAGGCCGCCGCUGUGGUGGAUGCCGCCGGUAACAGCAAGACAUGGGUAGAGUGCAAGCAGAUACUCACAACACUGAAUUUCUCCACCGAAGAUGCCGAGAAGAUGCUGAAGAAGGCGUUCGGAUGGCUCCAUUCGCCAUACUGGACCGAGGAGAGAAAGAAGGAGGUUCCGAGCACGGAGGUGGUAAGCGGAGUGCUGGACUACGUCAGGGGCCUCGGGCUAUCUGACGAAGACCUUUACAAGCUGCUCAAGAAAUUCCCAGAGGUUCUUGGGUGCGAUCUUGAGAGCGAGGUGAAGCUGAAUGUCGGCAAGCUGGACAGCGACUGGGGUAUAAACGGGAAGACUCUCCGGAGUGUUCUUUUGCGGAAUCCGAAGGUUUUGGGCUACAAUGUGGAUUGCAGAGGGGACUGUGCGGCGCAGUGCACCCGCUGCUGGGUUAGGUUUUAGUGUGCUGUUCUGAAUUAUUACUGCGAACACCUUCAGAAGUUCAGCCGAUACUCUGUUUUUGCAUCGAUUAAUCAAACCGAGCAGAUUUGUAUAGAUGGAUGUACUCCUCCGGGCAGGUUUAUAUGUAAAGCUCAUUUACCAGGUUUA